This is a messenger RNA of Arachis stenosperma, 2258 nucleotides long. RefSeq names its product acetolactate synthase 3, chloroplastic-like. The coding region runs from base 45 to 2045 and encodes 666 amino acids. The record is from RefSeq and is a predicted model, not a curated record. The transcript has a single exon. Gene Ontology annotation, biological process: L-valine biosynthetic process. NCBI's taxonomy places the organism in Eukaryota, Viridiplantae, Streptophyta, Magnoliopsida, Fabales, Fabaceae. Gene Ontology annotation, cellular component: acetolactate synthase complex. Gene Ontology annotation, molecular function: flavin adenine dinucleotide binding; thiamine pyrophosphate binding; magnesium ion binding.
ACAGACGAUCAUCAUCCCUUACACUCCCGCCGUUCUCUGCAAAAAUGGCUGCCACUGCUUCCAAACCCUCUUUUCCAGCUUUUCAAUCCCUUCAAUCAUCUUCAACCUCGUCGAAGCAAGCUCUUACUUUCACUAAAUUCCCAAAUUAUCCCUCUUCUUCAUCACACACCCUCCGAAUCACGUGCUCCCUCUCCAACACCAACCCCAACCCCAAACAUAAUCCGAAACUCUCCCCUCCGAAUGCAUCCACCGCCGCAACCAGCUCCCCUUCCGUCGUUGGCGACAAUUUCGUUUCCCGAUUUGCUCCCAACGAGCCACGCAAGGGCGCUGACAUCCUCGUGGAGGCGCUGGAGCGCCAGGGUGUCACCGACGUCUUUGCCUACCCCGGCGGUGCUUCCAUGGAGAUCCACCAGGCUCUCACGCGCUCAUCCAAAAUCCGGAACGUUCUCCCGCGCCACGAGCAGGGUGGCGUGUUCGCUGCCGAGGGAUACGCGCGAUCUUCGGGACUCGCCGGGGUCUGCAUCGCCACCUCCGGCCCCGGCGCCACCAACCUCGUGAGUGGGCUCGCGGACGCGCUCCUUGAUAGCGUCCCGCUCAUUGCCAUCACAGGCCAGGUCCCCCGCCGCAUGAUUGGAACCGAUGCCUUUCAGGAAACCCCGAUUGUUGAGGUAACUCGAUCCAUCACGAAGCAUGCUUACCUUGUUCUUGAUGUUGAUGACAUUCCUAGGAUUGUGAAUGAGGCUUUUUUCUUAGCUAUUAGUGGUAGGCCUGGUCCUGUGUUGAUUGAUAUUCCUAAAGAUAUUCAGCAACAACUUGCUGUUCCCAAUUGGGAUCAACCAGUUAUGUUAAAUGCGUACAUGUCUAGGUUGCCAAAGGCUCCAAAUGAGUCAUAUUUGGAGCAGAUUGUGAGGUUGUUGUUGGAAUCUAAGAAGCCGGUUCUGUAUGUGGGGGGUGGGAGUUUGAAUGCGAGUGAGGAGUUGAGGAGGUUUGUUGAACUUACCGGGGUUCCUGUGGCUAGUACUUUGAUGGGCUUGGGAUCUUAUCCUGUAGGUGGUGAGAAUUCGUUGCAGAUGCUUGGGAUGCACGGGACUGUGUAUGCUAAUUAUGCUGUUGAUAAGAGUGAUCUCUUGCUUGCUUUUGGGGUGAGAUUUGAUGAUCGUGUGACGGGAAAGCUUGAGGCGUUUGCUAGCAGGGCGAAGAUUGUUCACAUUGACAUUGACUCGGCAGAGAUUGGGAAGAACAAGCUGCCCCAUGUGUCUGUCUGUGGGGAUUUGAAGCUGGCCUUGAGUGGGAUCAAUAGGAUUUUGGAAAGCAGGGGGGUGAAGGGUAAGCUUGAUUUUCGGGCUUGGAGGGAAGAGCUGAAUGAGCAGAAGCUCAAAUUCCCGUUGAGUUACAAGACGUUUGGGGAAGAUCUUAUUCCUCCUCAGCAUGCCAUUCAGGUUCUAGAUGAGCUGACCAAUGGCGAUGCUAUUAUAAGCACUGGAGUUGGACAACACCAGAUGUGGGCUGCUCAAUUUUACAAAUACAAGAGGCCUAGGCAGUGGUUAACAUCCGGUGGUCUUGGUGCUAUGGGUUUUGGAUUGCCUGCCGCCAUUGGAGCUGCUGUGGCUAAUCCCGGCGCUGUUGUAGUUGACAUUGAUGGUGAUGGCAGUUUUAUGAUGAAUGUUCAAGAGCUGGCCACUAUAAGGGUGGAGAAUCUCCCUAUUAAGAUCUUGCUGUUGAAUAAUCAACACUUGGGUAUGGUUGUUCAAUGGGAGGAUCGUUUCUAUAAAUCCAAUAGGGCUCACACCUAUCUAGGAGACCCGUCUAAAGAGAAUGAGAUAUUUCCGAACAUGCUGCAUUUUGCAGAUGCUUGUGGUAUACCAGCAGCUCGAGUGACCAAGAAGCAAGACCUUAGAGAAGCAAUUCAGAAGAUGUUGGAUACUCCGGGACCUUACCUUCUUGAUGUCAUUGUACCUCAUCAAGAGCACGUGUUGCCGAUGAUUCCUGCUAAUGGAUCCUUCGAGGAUGUGAUAACUGAAGGUGAUGGUAGAACAAAAUAUUGAUAUCCUUAGCCAAAUUCAUCUUGAUGGUUGUAUUGUAUAAAUUAGCUUCUAAAUUUUGUAGUUAUGUUGGCAAUUUUGUAGUCAAUUGUUUUUUCUUUUGCUACUAGCUCUACUGUUCGAUAAUUAGUGCUGCUAAUCAUAUUAUUGGAUUUGACUCUUAGAUUAUUACACAAGUUAGUAAAUUGAGGAAGUGUAAUGAGCUUCUUUUUAGAA